UCAACAAUUUUACCACUAUGGCUGAAAAGGGUAAACCAGCGGAUCAAAGCUUCAUGGGUUAUAUUUACUAUAUUUAUUACAGGGAAAAUCUUCCAAAUAAGAUUGUUCUGAAUUAUUACGAGUAUUCAAUAAUUCAAUGGAAGUAUCAGGAAUGGGAAUAUAGGAAAAUUCUUGAGUAUCUUAAACUCAUUGAUUUUUCGAGCAAUAGGUUGGAUGGAAACAUUCCCCAAUCAUUUUCUAGUAUGAAGGGAUUGAUUUCCCUGAACCUAUCAUCAAAUAGUUUCACAGGAAAUAUAAUUCCAGAUAUUGGUGAGAUGGAAAUGCUAGAAAGUCUUGAUCUAUCGAAUAAUAAAUUGUUUGGGAAGAUACCCACAAGCAUGGCACGAUUACGGUUGAGUGUUCUUGAUUUGUCGAACAACGGUUUGUCUGGGAAAAUUCCAACAAGUACUCAACUUCAGAGCUUCAGUACAUCUACUUAUGCUGAUAAUGAUGGACUAUGUGGGCCACCUCUCGCGUUGUGUCCCGAAGAUAUCAUGAAGCCAUCCAUCACUAUAUUGAAGGAAGACAACUGUCUCUCUUUUAUGCAAGAAGUUGGCGUAUCAAUGGCCCUUGGUUUUAUGUUUGGUUUUUGGGGAGUUGUUGGUACUUUCAUACUGAAGAAAUCAUGGAGAAUUGCAUUCUUCAACUUGUUUGAUGCCGUUGGAGAUUGGUUUUAUGUGAGGAUUGCUAUAUUUGCAUCCAAAUUGAGAAGAAGCUGAAAUAUCAGAGGUGGACAAGCUGGAAGCUGGUACAACAAGAAAGCAACAACAACUAUUUCUCAUGAAU
Molecule: messenger RNA, 825 nt
Organism: Salvia hispanica
Lineage: Eukaryota; Viridiplantae; Streptophyta; Magnoliopsida; Lamiales; Lamiaceae
Product: receptor-like protein EIX1
Molecular function (GO): protein binding
Source: RefSeq, a predicted model, not a curated record